GUGGGUAUAUCAUUACAAUUACAAAGAAUCACAAAAGGCAACAAAUUUACAUAUAAAACCUCUCAUUCAAGUUUGAACUAAAUGAAGGCAUCGUAAGGUUAAAGAAUGAUUAUGAGUAAGGCUGUUUACUUAAAAAUCCAUUGAUUUAGCUAUAUACUUAUUCUACUUUUCAUUUCAUCUCUUACGAUUAUUGGCUCGGGUAUUUUUUAAUUACUACAAGCUAGGUUUUGUUAGUUUUCAUGGAGUUUGAAGUUAAGAACACAAGCAAUUUGAAAAUGGUGACAACAACAAGCUCUAAGAAUGGAAAUCAUGAUCAGAAGCUUCAAACGAAAAUGUCGGCCCUCGUCGUCGAUGAUGAUGCUAUGAUUCGUAGAAUUCAUCGAAAGGUCUUGGAAAAUCAUGGAAUAGAAAAUCAGGAGGUGAGAAAUGGGAAAGAAGCUAUUGAGAUUAUUUGUUCAGGCAGAAAGUUUGAGCUUAUUCUGAUGGACAGGGAUAUGCCUGUCAUGAAUGGCAUCGAGGCAACGAAGCAGCUGCGUGACAUGGGGAUACGCAGCACAAUUGCGGGUGUAUCAACAAGAUCAUCAUCAUCUGAAGUGCAAGAAUUUAUGGAAGCAGGCUUAGAUGAUUUUCAGGAGAAGCCUUUGACACCUGCAAAGCUCAAAAACAUUCUCGAUAACAUCAAGUACAAAGCUUCAGUUUCAUAAUUUUAAUUAAAAAACCUUUGUAUUUAGUUUGAUGUUUAGUUUCUUUAAAUUUUAUGAAUAUGUAUGAUUUGCUUACUAAGUUGGAAAUGUCAAUGACUUCACCUUAUAAAGGUUAUAUAAAUA
Messenger RNA from Mercurialis annua (annual mercury), 827 nucleotides. Its product is annotated as two-component response regulator 24-like. The transcript has 2 exons. The coding region runs from base 240 to 704 and encodes 154 amino acids. The record is from RefSeq and is a predicted model, not a curated record. NCBI's taxonomy places the organism in Eukaryota, Viridiplantae, Streptophyta, Magnoliopsida, Malpighiales, Euphorbiaceae. Gene Ontology annotation, biological process: phosphorelay signal transduction system.